AAGUGAUAUUGACGAUCAAGCAGGAGCUGGAAAGUGUGUGAUCACACCUGCAUCCUCUUCUGAAAUCUUUCUUCCACACCUUCGUUUAAGCACUUCCUGCUGUGCGUUUCACUGUUGAUCUUUCUUGUUUAUUUGAUCCAGCACGGCCAGUUUGGCCAUUUCUCCACCCCGCUGUAUGUUGAUUAGCCAGUAAUAGCAGUGACAUGUGGAAUUUUUCAUUACCUCGCCCCAGGGGCACCAUGUUGCCUGUGCCUGUGUAUCGUGCAGCCUUUUCCUUUUUUUCCCCCUCCUGCCGUCUCUCUCUUACACACACUCAUUCUCUCUCUCCGGUAUUAUUCUGAGUCAGCCGGUGGCGAGCUGCGGUUUGUUUGUUUGGGGUCAAGCCAGCUGUAUGGGGGUAGCGGUAUCUGUCAGUCACUGAUCUCCUCUCCAUGGCCUGCCGUCCCGCCGGCUCUGGCUCCUACACCGUGGUCAUCAUCCCGCUCAAGACCAGCCUCCACAGCCUGGACGCACUUCGCUUCUACUUAUGGAUUAAGCGUCUAAAGGAGCUGGAGAAAGAGAAGGACGCUCUAUGGUCCGGGCUGGACAUUCUGGACAAGACCCGGCUGUGGUACGUGCAGCGGCUGCAGGAGAACCAGGCCCUGCAGCACGUCGAGAGCAGACAUGGCUCUGGCGUCUGUCAGCGCAGUGCAGAGGCUCGCUCCUGCGUCCUGAGGUCUCACAUCCAGCGGGUCAACGGUUCCCUGGGCUCAGUGAUGAGUGAGCCCAACUUCCUGAGCUCCAGCAACCCUUCCAUCCCCGAGGCGGUGGCGGACAGCGAGCUCCGGUGGCAAAACACAGUACUGACGCAGGAAGUGAGUGAUAAGAAUCGACGGAUUUCUUUGCUGGAGCUGCAAAAACAUGAACUCCUUGAGCAGCUUGAGGACCUUCAUUCCUUCUGACUCGCUGCCCUCACUGCAAACUUUCAUUUCACUGGUUGGCUAUGUUGAAAGCACUUCUUUGUAAAUAUCUAUUUAAAUGAUUAAAUUACAGUGAAAAUUGCAUAAUUUGAUGGUGUUCUUUCGGUUUCUAGCUUGCCUGGUAUUUUCCCAGUGCUGCCGUAAGUU
Messenger RNA from Cololabis saira (Pacific saury), 1106 nucleotides. RefSeq names its product suppressor APC domain containing 1 (gene sapcd1). Lineage: Eukaryota; Metazoa; Chordata; Actinopteri; Beloniformes; Belonidae. The transcript has 4 exons. The record is from RefSeq and is a predicted model, not a curated record. The coding region runs from base 432 to 941 and encodes 169 amino acids.